CUACCCAACGAGCUCAUCCUACUCGUGCUCGACAACCUUUCCGACUCGGCUCUCUCCGUUGUGCGCACAGUUUCUCGUCGCUGGGCAAAUCUCGCCAAUGUUAUCUUGGUCGCUCGCUUCGAAGCAAAGAUUGAGCCUCUUGCCAUCGCCGCCAUCGAUGCCAAACGAACCCUCAUCGAGAGCGAGGUUGGACAGCGACAUGGGUUGGCACACUACAAGGACUUCUUGCGAAGGAUCCCACCUAGCGAUCUGAGCGAAGCUAUCUGGUUCGCCAGCCCUCCCGAAGAGGUCCGAACGAUCUGCGAAUGUCUGCUCCGUCUAAAGGGCAUUUCGAAUGACAGCAGCUCAGGAUCCAGGAAAUCGAGCUCUACACAGAGCGCAGGGCCGCAACCCAUGCCAUGGAAAGUCAUCAAGAAGCAUAUGUCACAAUAUGAUUUCAAGCGAUGGUUCCUGGAUCUCCAAGUGAAUGUGGACUUCAUUCCUCAUCGAAACAUCAAAUUCGUCGAAGAGAUCAUCAUGAUGGCGCCAGACACCAUCAACUACGAUCACGUUCGCUCCGUAUCGCUGGCUGGAUAUCGCUUGUUGAUCUUGGUAGCCGCUUGUCUGCAAUACGGUUGCAUCUCGGAAGACCUCCGCACCAAGAAGAACCGAGUGCUCAAAAUCGAAAAGACCUUGGUCAACGUUCAAAAGUUCAUCGACGCCAUC
Messenger RNA from Fimicolochytrium jonesii, 705 nucleotides. RefSeq lists its product as uncharacterized. Gene Ontology annotation, molecular function: dynein intermediate chain binding; minus-end-directed microtubule motor activity; dynein light intermediate chain binding. The record is from RefSeq and is a predicted model, not a curated record. The annotation marks the transcript as partial. Gene Ontology annotation, cellular component: dynein complex; axoneme. NCBI's taxonomy places the organism in Eukaryota, Fungi, Chytridiomycota, Chytridiomycetes, Spizellomycetales, Powellomycetaceae. Gene Ontology annotation, biological process: microtubule-based movement. The transcript has a single exon.